Messenger RNA from Plutella xylostella (diamondback moth), 1016 nucleotides. It is a transcript of the gene Saysd1, whose product is annotated as SAYSVFN motif domain containing 1. Lineage: Eukaryota; Metazoa; Arthropoda; Insecta; Lepidoptera; Plutellidae. The record is from RefSeq and is a predicted model, not a curated record.
AAUUAAUAAAUGUCAACAAAUAAGACACGGUGUUGGUGUGUGAAGCGGUAUUAUUUAGGUUUUCAAUCUUUAUUUCAUGUUUUUUCCACAUUCAUAACAUUUUAAUAGCAUAAACAUCAAGAACCGAGUGUGUCGUUAAAAUAAGUGUAGUAUUUAAUGUAACGGAGUCUUUUUGACGUCGUUACACUGACUAUUUAAUCACGGAUGGAGGCAAAACUUAAGGAAUACCGUGCUUUGCGACGUCGAAAAGAACUUAUAGAAAACACAAAGGAGAAACUAGCAAGAACCAAGGAGAAAGUCGUCACCUUACUAACACCAAGCUUUAUGAAGAAUAUGGAGAAACACGAAAACGAUGACGAAGUUCUGUUGAUAGAAAAUGAGCAAGAAAUACAUCACGAGAUACCUCUUGUAGAAGAAACACAGGAAGUGGCCUCGGAAGUCAGUGAAGUCGAGUCCCUGGAAGAAGUCAAACAGGAAUCUUGGAAAUAUUUCAUUACCAAAUGGUCCAUCUACUUCAUCACAUGGCUGACACUGUUCAUUUUCUUCCUAAAGCUACAGUUUGGUGCUGUAUUCUUUGUACUUUCAUGCUUAAUAGGCAUCUACUUGAAUACUAGGACAAGUCCUAGGAAAAAGGGGGAAGUCUCAGCAUAUAGUGUGUUUAAUGAGAACUGUGUCAGUAUAGAUGGGACUCUCAAGGCUGAGCAAUUUGAAAGGGAAAUUCGUUAUGGGCCUGCUAGUGUUAGAUAGGUCUAUGUUUACUAAUAAUAAUGUGCCUUGUAUACAUUUUUAUGAAGAUUUUCUUUGCUAAGAAUCAUAUUUUCUGAUAUUUAUUGAUUAAAUUAUUUAAGACUCCAUUUGCAUGUUUGUACUGGCUAAUCAUACUGAGGCUUUGCAAUACAUAGCUUGAGUAGAUGGAUUAUGUACUGAGAGCAAUAUUUUAAAAUGUAUGAUUGCUAUGAAAUAAAAGACUGAGUGCAUUGAAAGGUUUAUUUUUAUUAAAUAUAUAGAAUAUCUUU